AAAAAAAUUCCCCUCCCACUUUUUUUUCUCCCUAAACCCAACAGCUUCCACCUCUUUCCGGCGUACUGUGCUUCUUUAUCUCCGUUCAGGCUCCUCCGCCGACCACCGCGCGUCACGCUGCCAGCCAUCGUGCCACUAUUUCCAAAUCACCUCUGUUCCAAGCUUCCAUUGUUGUAGGAAUGGUGGGUUUAUCUCUAGGAGAACGACAUUUCAUCCAAGGUGGCAUUGCUCAGGAUCUUCGCUGUGAUGGUAGAAAGAGAUUGACUUACCGGCCAAUCUAUGUUGAAACUGGAGUGAUUCCCCAGGCACAUGGUUCAGCUAGAAUCAGAAUGGGUGCUACAGAGGUCAUUGCCAGUGUGAAGGCUGAACUCGGGAAGCCAAGCUUAUUACAACCUGACAAAGGGAAAGUCUCUAUAUAUAUUGAUUGUAGUUCGACUGCAGAGCCAGCUUUUGAGGGUAGAGGGGGUGAUGAGUUGUCAGCAGAACUGUCUGUAGCUCUUCAACGCAGUCUCUUGGGGGCUAAAAGUGGAGCAGGUGCUGGUAUUGAUCUCUCCUCGCUCGUUGUUGUCGAAGGGAAAAUUUGUUGGGAUCUUUAUAUUGAUGGACUUGUUGUUAGUUCAGAUGGAAAUCUGUUAGACGCACUAGGUGCUGCCAUUAAGGCUGCUUUGAGCAAUACAGGUAUUCCAAGAGUCCAAGUUGCUGCUGGUGCAUCAGGUGAUGAGAAACCAGAAGUUGAAAUAAGUGAUGAUGAGUUUUUACAGUUUGACACAUCUGGAGUCCCUGUUAUAGUUACACUGACUAAGGUUGGGAGGCACUAUAUUGUGGAUGCCACAUCAGAAGAGGAAUCACAAAUGAGCUCUGCUGUUUCCAUAUCUGUUAAUAGGCAAGGUCACAUCUGUGGUGUCACCAAACGAGGAGGUGCGGGGCUGGAUCCAAGUAUUGUUCUUGAUAUGAUAUCUGUAGCUAAGCAUGUGAGCGAGCAGUUAAUAAACAAACUGGAUUCAGAAAUAGCUUCUGCUGAAGCUGAAGAUGAGUCAUGACAUAGAACUUAGUCAUGACUAUGAUAUGUUGUUGUACACACUUCAAUUAUUUAGUAGUUUACCAGGACUAAAUUUUGUAACAUGCUAACUCUUGCUACGUAGGGAUUAAAACUGAGUGUAUUUUAGGAAUUUGUCUUUUGAGUUUGAGAUGGCUGUUUGAUGCUCUAAUCUUACUAACCACUUAUUGAA
Lotus japonicus is the source of this 1229-nucleotide messenger RNA. RefSeq lists its product as uncharacterized. The transcript is spliced from 8 exons. Bases 180 to 1040 code for a protein of 286 amino acids. The record is from RefSeq and is a predicted model, not a curated record. Gene Ontology annotation, biological process: U4 snRNA 3'-end processing; nuclear polyadenylation-dependent mRNA catabolic process; exonucleolytic trimming to generate mature 3'-end of 5.8S rRNA from tricistronic rRNA transcript (SSU-rRNA, 5.8S rRNA, LSU-rRNA). NCBI's taxonomy places the organism in Eukaryota, Viridiplantae, Streptophyta, Magnoliopsida, Fabales, Fabaceae. Gene Ontology annotation, cellular component: cytoplasmic exosome (RNase complex); nuclear exosome (RNase complex).